Molecule: messenger RNA, 1430 nt
Organism: Sorghum bicolor (sorghum)
Lineage: Eukaryota; Viridiplantae; Streptophyta; Magnoliopsida; Poales; Poaceae
Exons: 1
Coding region: 182-1093 (303 amino acids)
Biological process (GO): protein ubiquitination
Cellular component (GO): cytoplasm
Molecular function (GO): ubiquitin protein ligase activity
Source: RefSeq, a predicted model, not a curated record
UGCGUAAACGCUGCAGGAAGGCGUCUCGUGUAGACGUGUUGGGCGCGAGUGACCCGACACCAACGCGAGACGGGGACGCCACGCCUCACGCGUCACACUGCAACGGCCGCCGCACCACCACCACCACCACGGCACCACCCUACCCAAUCCCCAUCCCCACCGCCGGGCGGCGCUGCCUCCCAUGGCGGACUUCGACGACGAGCUCUUCCUCGACGUCGGGGACGACGGGUUCGGAGACCUCUCCUACGUCUCCUUCUCCGAGUCCAUCGAGCUGGAUCUCGACUGCCCACGUCACGUCCUCUCCCCGGGCUUCGAUCCCGAAACCCUAACCCCCACCCCGGGGUCUCCCAUCUCCUUCGACUCCGACCCCGACCUCCGCGGCCUCUCCCCCUCGCUGACCCGCUCCCCGCCCUUCUGGGACUGCCUCGAGGACGACGCCGCUAGCUUCGAGUGGGAGGAGAUCGCGGACGCUGCCCCCGGCGUCGGCAGCGGGGGCGGCGGCGGCGGCGGCGGCGGAGGGGGAGUGGGAGGGGGAGGACUAGAAGGAGAGACCGACGCCGACGUGUUCGGAUUCCUCGACGAGCGGGAGAUGCUGGGCGUGAUGGAGGGCAUCGACAGCGGGGACGACGACUCGAUCUUCUCUGACGAGCCUCCGUUCGACUUCGGCGAUGACGACGCGGAGCUCGAAGGCAUCUUCCGGAGCGGCGUCGGGUGGGAGCUGCUCCCGGCGUCGCUGGACGACGAGUUCGAGAUUCUGCCGGAGCACGUUGUGGACGUGGGCGGCGCCCCGCCGGCGGCGCGCGCGGCGGUGGAGCGGCUCCAGGUGGUGGCCGUCAGAGGCGAGGAGGCCGCGCAGGGUUGUGCUGUGUGCAAGGAAGGGAUGGAACAGGGGGAGCUCGCCACAGGGCUGCCCUGCGGGCAUUUCUACCAUGGGGCGUGCAUCGGCCCAUGGCUCGCCAUCCGGAACACGUGCCCAGUGUGCCGGUACGAGCUGCCUACUGACGACCCUGAGUACGAGAGGCGGAGGGCGAGGCGCCGUUCCGCUGGUGGCUCAACCCCACAGUUGGGUACACGUACACCGAUGCGAAUUUGAGCUAGGGCUGCUUGGUGGUAUGUCUUGGAUGCAAUUCCAUCAUUCCAUGGAAGCGAGAAACCUCACUCAUUGAAUUCGCAUUAGGAUGUUUACACGCCACUAGAAUCAUACUUCUAUGGUCUUGAAAUUUUUCAGGAUUUAGCUUUUAUGCUUGGGAGUUGAAUGGGAAGAACAAUCAUCUUAACAAUUUGUACAUACAUCUUGUUGUUUCAAUAAUAUAGCAAAUUCUUCCUUGCUUUUGAGAGGGUAGGUACUAGCAUGUUUGUACUGCUGGGCUAACACUUUGCUGACUAUGUAUGAAAUUCAUCGUAAUUACAGAAUCAACAUUUUAAAUGCU